AUGUUAACUAAUAUUGAAAAAUAUGUUGUUCAAAGGCAAAUGGAUUCAGAAACUAUAUAUUCUUUACUUAAAUAUGAUUAUUCUAAGCAUUCUCUAUACAAAUAUAUUAUUAAAGUAGAAAGAAGAAAACAUAUUAUGGAUUGUUAA
Cetraspora pellucida is the source of this 147-nucleotide messenger RNA. NCBI's taxonomy places the organism in Eukaryota, Fungi, Glomeromycota, Glomeromycetes, Diversisporales, Gigasporaceae. The record is from the annotation of a GenBank genome assembly.